UGGAGUCAUGGGUGGGGUGGUUGCUUCUUCUAUGUUUCCAUAUGUUAUUCUUUCACUUCUCAUUCUCCCAUUCCUUAUGUCAUCCUCACGAUAAUAUUGCCUUGCUCCAAUUCAAAACCUCUCUCAAUUUUUCUGAUAGCUAUUAUUUCAAUUGUGGUAAUGUUGAUCCAAAGAUAGCAACUUGGGAAAAUGGAACACAAUGUUGUUCAUGGGUUGGGGUUACUUGUCAUCCCAUUUCUGGUCGUGUCAUAGGCCUCGACGUCUCAUGUAGUGGUCUUUACGGUGAAAUCCUUCCAAACAAUACCUUUUUCUAUCUUUCUCAUCUCCAAUCACUUAAUCUUGCUUUCAAUUAUAUCGACUUUCAACUUUCAUCUCUUUUUGGUGGAUUUGUGAGUCUCACACACCUCAAUUUGUCUUCUUGUGGUUUUAAAGGUGAAAUUCCUUCCCAAAUCUCACAACUUUCCAAAUUGGAAUCACUUGAUCUCUCUCAUAAUUUUAUGUUAAGGUGGAAAGAAAACAAUUGGAAGAAGUUCCUCCAAAACACAACAUUUUUAAAGGAGCUUAUUUUGGAUGAUGUAGACAUGACUUUAAGUUUGAUGAGUCCGCUCAACCUGUCUACCUCUUUGGUCGGUCUUAGUCUCAGUUCCACUCAUAUUCGAGGAAGCUUUAAAAAUGACAUCUUAUGCUUACCAAAACUUCAACAGUUGGACUUGUCAGAUAAUUACGGCCUCAAUGGCCGCCAUCAUCUUCCCAGCUUGAGUUGUAGUGCUGCUUCUCUCACUAUAUUAGAUCUUUCAUCUAAUGACUUUGAGGGGUCAAUCCCUACGUCUUUCUCAAACCUUACGCAUCUUACUGUCCUUGAUCUCUCAUAUAACAUCUAUCUCAACGGUUCAAUUCCCUCCUCCCUCUUAAUCUUUCCCAGUCUAACUCUUUUGGAUCUUCAAUUUAAUCAAUUCAGUGGCCAAAUCCCAAAUGUCUUUCCCCAGGCAAACAGUUUUGAAAAACUAGAUUUGAGUGAUAACAAUAUAGAAGGAGAGCUACCAUCAACACUUUCAAAUCUCCAAUGGCUUGUUUUCUUGGAUCUUUCAAUGAAUAAAUUGAGUGGUCAAAUUCCAUUGUCAAUUCUAAAUCUUCAAUAUCUUGUUUUCUUAGAUCUUUCACAUAAUAGAUUGGAGGGUCCUAUGCCUAACAAAAUAAUAAGUCUUUCAAACCUAACUCGGUUAUACUUGAAUGACAACUUACUAAAUGAAACAAUUCCUGUUUGGUGUUUAUCUUUGCCAUAUUUGCUAGAGCUAGAUCUAUCAGAUAAUCAGUUCACAGGACAUAUAAGUGCUAUGGUGUCACAGUCCUUUGAAUUUCUGUAUUUGUGCAACAACAAGCUACAGGGCAAUAUUCCACAAUCAAUCUUCACUAUUGUAAAUCUUGGUCAAUUAUGUUUAUCAUCAAACAACUUUAGUGGUUUUCACAACGUCAAUUACAAUUUCCCCAGGUUAGAGAGAUUGUAUUUAUCUUCUUUAGGUCUGACUGAGUUUCCAAAAUUGGCAGGAAAAGUCCCAAGGUUGAUAGAACUUGAUCUAUCCAACAACAAAUUGAAUGGAACAGUUCCCAAGUGGUUACAUGAAAUCGAUUCAUUAGGUUAUUUAUACCUAUCCCAAAACUUGUUGACGACUCCAAUGAAGCAAUUCUCAAGGAACUACAACCUUCAAUUCCUUGAUCUUAGCUUCAAUUUACUCACUGGCGACAUCUCUUCCUCCAUUUGUAAUGUAAGUUCACUUGAGAGUCUUGUCUUGUCUCACAAUAAGUUGGUAGGUGUCAUUCCACCAUGCCUUGCAAACUUGUCUUCCCUUGCUAUUUUGGAUUUACAAAGGAACAAACUAAAUGGCACAUUACCAAGUAAUUUCUCAAUGAAUAGUUUUCUCACCGUUAUGAAUCUCAAUGACAACCAAUUAGAAGGUAUUUUGCCAAAAUCUUUGUCAAAUUGCACACUAUUGGUGGUCUUGAAUCUUGCCAACAAUCAAAUUGAGGACAAAUUUCCUGACUGGCUUCAAACUCUACCAAUGUUGACAAUAUUGGUAUUGCGUGCCAACAAAUUGUACGGUCCCCUUCCAAGUUUAAAGAUGAAACAUGGAUUUUCAAGUUUACUAAUUUUUGAUAUCUCAUCAAACUACUUCAAUGGUUCAAUACCAAAAACCUAUAUACAAAAUUUUCAAGCCAUGAAGAAUGUUAUUCGUUACGAAGUGGGCGAGCUAUGCAUACGACCUUACAGUAGAUCUGUAACUGAAUUUGCAACCGUAACAACAAAAGCCACAAACAUGACAUUCAAAAAAUUUCCAAAAAACUUUAUAAACAUUGAUUUAUCCAGAAACAAAUUUGAAGGAGAGAUUCCAUAUGAAAUUGGAGAGCUUCAUGCUCUUAGAGGACUCAACUUUUCCCAUAAUAGACUCAGUGGUUCUAUUCCCCAAUCCAUUGGAAAUUUGACAAAUUUGGAAUCAUUGGAUCUCUCCUCAAAUAUAUUGAUUGGUAGGAUACCCUUUGUAUUAACCAAUUUGAACUUUCUUGAAGUCCUGAAUCUUUCCUAUAAUCAUCUUGUUGGAGAAAUACCUGAAGGAAAACAGUUCAACACUUUUGAAAAUAACUCCUACAUUGGAAACUCAGGACUAUGUGGGUUCCCAUUGUCAAAGAAAUGCAACAACACUAAACAACAAUCUUCAUCUUUGUUAGCAAAAUGAUGAAGAUGAAGUUUUGAUGAUGUCCAAAUCAAGUCAAGAGAAAUCAAGAUUCAAGAUGUUAUGAAGACUUGUAUUGCUAUGGAAAGCUUUUGUAAUAAUUAUGGUUUAGUAUCUAGGACUUAGAUAGUUAGUAGUUUUAUGUAUGCAUUCAAAAGUGAUGUAAAAAUAAGCCAAACAGCAAAAACUGUGCAGUGCUAAUCGAUUAACAGAGGGUGUUAAUCGAUUGUUCCAGUGCGCCGUGAAGAAGCCCAGCAUUGCAGUGUUAAUCGAUUAACAGAGGGUGUUAAUCGAUUAACGUUAAUCGAUUAACAAGGGCUGUUAAUCGAUUAACACAGGAGCCGUUUGAAAAACUAGCCGUUUUAAGAGCCGUUGGACUAUCCGUUGGAGUGCUAAUCGAUUAACCACUGUAGCUAAUCGAUUAACACAGUGUGAAAGGCUGAAAACGAAAAAUGGAAGAGUCUUUGGAUGAGUCUAUAAAUAGACUCUCAUUUUCUCUCAAGAACAUGAUCCAGGAACUGGAGAAACUCUUCCCUUGUGCUCAAAUACUCAGAAACUCUUGAGAAUUGUGUGCUCUUGCUCAGCUAAGGAAACUCUGUCUGUAGAGUUGGUGAUAUACUGCUACGGUGAUAGAGGAAUAGCUGGUUCAUCCUUGGUGUGUCUAAGGAGGUGUCUGGAAGAGGAAGUUCAUCCUUCGUGAAGUAUUCGGAGGAGGUGUUCAUCCUUCGUGAAGUAUUCGGAGGAAGUGUUUCAUCCUUUGUGAAGAUUCAAAGGAGGUGUUGUCUCAUCUCUUGUGGCAUCAAGAGAGGUGGUUUCUAAACUUUUACAAAUUGUAUCUUUGUGAUUGUAGUUUGUAAUUGUUUUGUGUUA
Vigna angularis (adzuki bean) is the source of this 3596-nucleotide messenger RNA. Its product is annotated as receptor-like protein 9DC3. Lineage: Eukaryota; Viridiplantae; Streptophyta; Magnoliopsida; Fabales; Fabaceae. The coding region runs from base 42 to 2729 and encodes 895 amino acids. Gene Ontology annotation, molecular function: protein binding. The transcript has a single exon. The record is from RefSeq and is a predicted model, not a curated record.